This is a messenger RNA of Aspergillus pseudoviridinutans, 1230 nucleotides long. RefSeq names its product glycoside hydrolase family 27 protein. Bases 1 to 1230 code for a protein of 409 amino acids. The transcript is spliced from 2 exons. Gene Ontology annotation, biological process: carbohydrate metabolic process. The record is from RefSeq and is a predicted model, not a curated record. Gene Ontology annotation, molecular function: hydrolase activity, hydrolyzing O-glycosyl compounds. Lineage: Eukaryota; Fungi; Ascomycota; Eurotiomycetes; Eurotiales; Aspergillaceae.
AUGUAUCACCACAAUGCAUUCGGCCUCACUCUGGCCAGCCUCCUAUUGCUCAACCCUCAGUCUACAGCCGCGGGCGAACCAACUCCAGGUCAAACUCCGCAAAUGGGCUGGAAUUCAUGGAACACCUUCAAGUCCAACAUCAAUGCUUCAGUAGUCGAGACCACCGUCCAGCUAUUCCAGUCUCUCGGCCUCAAAGAUGCCGGCUACGACUACAUCCUCCUGGACGAGGGAUGGUCGGAUUACUCGCGCACCGCGGACGGAUAUCUCCAGCCCAACUUGACCUCCUUCCCCAAUGGCAUAAAGUCGCUUAUAGACGACAUCCAUGCCAAGGGUCUGAAGGUUGGCCUCUACGGUGACAGUGGAAUCUCAACCUGCGGCUUCCGACCAGGGAGCUGGGGCUAUGAGGAGCGUGAUGCGCAGACGCUCGCUAGCUGGGGCGUGGAUUACUGGAAGUAUGACAACUGCGGCGGAUUCCAGGCCAUGACGGAGCCGCCGCAGGCGCGCUUUGGGGUCAUGCAAAAGGCGCUGGAACUCUCUGGCCGAGAGAUCUUCUAUUCGGUGUGUGAAUGGGGGUAUCAGUUUCCGUGGCAUUGGGGAGGGAACAUCGGACAUUCUUAUCGCAUGUCGGGCGACAUCACUGCCAAAUUUACCAACGAGACCGACUGCGCGUGCAAGACGGCCUACUGCCUCAACACCGGGUAUGCGGGCUGUUCAGUGCUGACCAUCAUCCGCAAGAUGCGCGAGAUCAGUCAGUACCAGACACCGGGGCAUUGGCUGGACAUGGAUAUGCUGGAGAUCGGCAACGGCGAUAUGACGCUGUACCAGCAGCAAACCCAUUUUGCGUUUUGGGCGGCGCUCAAGUCUCCUUUGAUUAUUGGGGCGGAUUUGUCGAAGCUGUCGAACGAAAGCCUGGCUAUCCUUAAAAAUAGGGACAUUAUCGCGCUUAACCAGGACUCAAAGGGCCAGUCGGUCCGUUACGUCCAGACUGCCAGCGAAGAGGGAUCAUGGCAGGUAUGGGCUGGUCAAGUGCAAGGCGGAUCCGUGGUUCUUCUGUUGAAUGAGAAGAGCUAUCCCCAGGAUCUGUCGAUUUCGUUCGCCGAUCUGGGACUGGGAAUUAACGGUUCCGUCAAGGCUACGGAACUGUGGUCUCACAAGUCUUUGGGGAAGGUGAACUCUUACAAGGGCGUGCUGCAGGCUUAUCAAACGCUGGUGUUUCGACUACAAGUUUAG